Molecule: messenger RNA, 1459 nt
Organism: Paramecium sonneborni
Lineage: Eukaryota; Ciliophora; Oligohymenophorea; Peniculida; Parameciidae
Source: the annotation of a GenBank genome assembly
AUGAAUUGGAAUCAUGAUCCAGAAGAGGAAUAUGAGUUAUUAGAAAUAAUAGGAGAGGGCGCAUAUGCAAAAGUAUACAAGGGAAGACAUAAGGAGGAUAAUUAGAUAGUGGCAAUAAAAAUAAUACCGAUGGUUGACGAAGUGGAGAAUUUAGUAUAGGAAAUAAAGAUUUUGAAAGUAUGAUUUGUCUAAUAAGGAUUGUUAACAUGUUAACAUAGUGUAGUUUUUGAAAUCUUAUUAUAAAGAUAAUAAUCUAUGGUUAAUAAUGGAAUAUUGUGCUGUAGGAUCUGUAUUAGGAUUGAUGGAAGUAAUGGAGAGAGGAUUAAGUUAAGAAGAGAUUAGUGCAAUAAUGUAUUCAACAUUAUUAGGAAUUGAAUAUCUUCAUUAAAAUAAGAAAAUACAUAGAGAUAUAAAGGCAGGAAACAUUUUACUUGAUCAUAAAGGUUAAGUAAAGUUAGCAGAUUUUGGAGUUGCAGCACAAUUAACAUAUUCAUGCGCAGAUAAAGUAAUAUGUUAGGUAUAUAUUUAGGGUACAUUUAUAGGAACUCCGUUUUGGAUGAGUCCUGAAGUAAUAAGUAAGUCUCGUUAUAAUUAAUUAACUGACAUAUGGUCUUUAGGUGUUACUGCUAUUGAAUUAGCUGAAGGAACUCCUCCAUAUUCUCAUAUACAUCCUGUUAGAGCUAUGUUUGCUAUUAAAAGUAAUCCACCUGUUGGACUUACUAAACCUGAAUUAUGGUCUAAAGAAUUUAAUUAAUUUGUCAAAGCUUGUUUAAGAGUUGAAGUUAAUGAAAGACCUGCUGCAUCAUAAUUAUUAUAAUAUACUUUUAUUAAAUAAGGAAAAUAACAUCUUAAAAAAUUAUUUAAUCUAGUUGAAUUAUAUUCUUAAAAAAUUGAAGAAGUCAGAUUGAAUAAAUUAAAAAAAAAUAACAACAUUUUAUUAUAAUCUAUUAAAGAUUAAACACCAUUAACAAUCAUUUCUAAUUGUGAAGAAAUUGAUGAUGAUAUUUCUCAAGCUGAUUUUGGUACUCUUGUUAUUAAAGAUUAAAUGAUUUAACCUAAAGAUGAACCUGAUUUCUUAAAAUGGAAUAAAUUAGAUUAAUAAAUAAAUGAUCAUUCCAAAAAAAAAAUUGAACAUUCUAAAGAUCUUAGUCUAGAAGCUUUAAUUAUUAAUAUGAAUUUAGAAGAAAAAAAAAAACUUAAAAUUUAAAUCGAAGCUUAAAUGAAUGAAGAAUUAGAAUUAAUUAAAAAAAAAUAUAAUUCCAAAUUAGAUUUACUCAAUUUUAAAAUCAAAGAAGAAGAAGAUAAAAAAAAAUAACCUUUAAAUUUACCAUUCAGUUUCUAAGUUAGUUAAGAAGUAUUACAAUAAUUGGCUAAUGUUAAAACUCCAUUAAUUAAAUCAUAAUAAGUUAAAUCACCUAAACCGCCUCCUUUUGAAUUUAUACCUAAAUAGAAAUUAUGA